Mustela lutreola (European mink) is the source of this 1128-nucleotide messenger RNA. RefSeq names its product olfactory receptor 11H6. Lineage: Eukaryota; Metazoa; Chordata; Mammalia; Carnivora; Mustelidae. The transcript has 3 exons. Gene Ontology annotation, biological process: G protein-coupled receptor signaling pathway. The record is from RefSeq and is a predicted model, not a curated record. Gene Ontology annotation, molecular function: G protein-coupled receptor activity; olfactory receptor activity. Gene Ontology annotation, cellular component: membrane. The coding region runs from base 1 to 1128 and encodes 375 amino acids.
AUGCUCCUUGUUUCUCCUCACCUCUCCAACUGUUCUUUUGUUGUAUCACUUGAGGUAACUAAAAUUUCAUGGCAGCACAAAUGUCAAAAGAUCCUGGAUAUCAUGAAAUCAGAGGACCAGGAAGGAGCAAAACCUAAAAAUGUUAUUAUUCACUCCUUAGUUACUUCUGUUUCUCUAACAGUUUUGGAAUCCCAGAAUACAACAAUGCAUUUUGUGACUGAAUUUGUCCUUCUGGGUUUCCCUGGUCAAAGGGAGAUGCAGAACUUUUUCUUCUCAUUCAUCCUGGUGGUCUAUCUCCUCACCCUACUGGGGAACGGGAUUAUUGUCUGUAUAGUGAAAUGGGACAAGCGUCUUCACACACCCAUGUACAUCUUCUUGGGAAACUUUGCCUUCCUAGAGAUCUGGUACAUUUCCUCCACUAUCCCAAACAUGCUAGUCAACAUCCUCUCUGAGACCAAGACCAUCUCCUUCACUGGCUGCUUCCUCCAAUUCUAUUUCUUUUUUUCACUGGGUACCACAGAAUGUUUCUUCUUAUCAGUCAUGGCCUAUGAUCGAUAUCUUGCCAUCUGUCGCCCACUACAUUACCCCUCCAUCAUGACUGGGAAGCUCUGUGUGAUCCUGGUCUGUGUUUGCUGGGUGAGUGGAUUUCUCUGCUAUCCAGUCCCCAUUGUCCUCAUCUCCCAACUUCCCUUCUGUGGACCCAACAUCAUUGACCACUUUGUGUGUGACCCAGGCCCACUGUUCGCACUGGCCUGCAUCCCUGCUCCUUCCACUGAGCUCAUCUGUUACACCUUCAACUCACUGAUUAUCUUUGGGCCCUUCCUUUCCAUCCUGGGAUCUUAUACUCUGGUACUCAGAGCUGUGCUUCGUGUUCCUUCUGGUGCUGGUCGAACUAAAGCUUUCUCCACAUGUGGGUCCCACCUAAUGGUGGUGUCUCUAUUCUACGGAACACUUAUGGUGAUGUAUGUAAGCCCAACAUCAGGGAACCCAACAGGAAUGCAGAAGAUCAUCACUUUGGUAUACUCAGCAGUGACUCCACUCUUAAAUCCCCUUAUCUAUAGUCUCCGAAACAAAGACAUGAAAGAUGCCCUAAAGAGAGUCCUAGGAUUAAGAACUAAUCCAAACUGA